This is a messenger RNA of Prosopis cineraria, 2126 nucleotides long. RefSeq names its product acetyl-CoA acetyltransferase, cytosolic 1. The transcript has 14 exons. Lineage: Eukaryota; Viridiplantae; Streptophyta; Magnoliopsida; Fabales; Fabaceae. Gene Ontology annotation, molecular function: acetyl-CoA C-acetyltransferase activity. Gene Ontology annotation, biological process: fatty acid beta-oxidation. The record is from RefSeq and is a predicted model, not a curated record. The coding region runs from base 685 to 1821 and encodes 378 amino acids.
AGGCUUAGUGGGAGGGCAAGUGAGGCGAGGCAUGACAGGGUUUUAUUAAAAAAAGAAAAUGCUGAAUACGAUGACCCCUGUCUUCUUCUAUCACGUACUUGAUUUUUGCCGGCCUUGUCUUUACUCACUUUUCUUACUACAUGAUCAUUCAUUGCUGCUUUUGUUGUCCAAAGCUUUUUUCUUUCUGUUCUGAAGGUCUUUUCCGACGAUUCAAUGUCUCCAGGUCCCGAUUCUAUAAAGCCACGAGAUGUUUGUGUUGUUGGUGUUGCGCGGACGCCAAUGGGUGCUUUCCUAGGCACCCUGUCAUCUCUUUCAGCGACGGAGCUUGGUUCUAUUGCCAUUAAGUGUAAAACUAUUGCACUUUACUCUGUUUUUAAUACAUCAUCAUCAUUGAGGCGACACGUGUGUUCAGUACGUGUGCAAAUGUAUCAUAAUUAGGCGGGGGAUUAUUCUUUCGACUUGGAGAUUUGUUGGACAUAGAUCCGACAUGACUAGGACACAUUUAACACCAUAAAAGAAAGCAGCCUAAAUAGAAGUAAACUUAGGAACUAGAAACUCCAUGUCUUCAGGAAAGAAUAAAAGCUCUUCCUAAUGUUUUGUGCUUUACAUGUAUAAUAUCUAUGCUGUAUUUUAAAGUACAAGAUGAUGCUGUCGGUAUUUUGAAGUUGGUGGGUUAAUGUGUUCAUGUUAGUGUCCAUGCUUAAAACUGCAGCUGCUCUCAAGAGAGCAAACAUUGAUCCAUCACUUGUGCAAGAGGUGUUCUUUGGGAAUGUUCUAGCUGCAAAUUUAGGGCAAGCUCCUGCCAGGCAGGCUGCGUUAGGUGCGGGCAUACCUACCUCUGUAAUCUGCACUACUAUUAACAAAGUUUGUUCAGCAGGGAUAAAAGCUAAUAUGCUGGCAGCACUGACAAUACAAUCGGGUAUUCAUGAUAUUGUUGUGGUUGGUGGCAUGGAAAGCAUGUCUAAUGCACCCAAGUAUAUAGCAGAAGCAAGGAAGGAAUCUAGGUUGGGACAUGAUACUAUCGUUGAUGGUAUGAUUAAGGAUGGCCUUUGGGAUGUUUAUAAUGACUUUGGCAUGGGUGUUUGUGCUGAGCUAUGUGCUGAUCUUCAUGACAUAGCAAGAGAGGAGCAGGAUUCUUAUGCUAUAGAAAGCUAUAAGAGAGGAAUUUCUGCUCAAAAUUCUGGUCAUUUUACGUGGGAGAUAGUUCCGGUUGAAGUUUCUAUUGGAAGAGGGAAGUCAUCCACCCUUGUUGAUAAAGAUGAAUGUUUGGAAAAGUUUGAUGCUGCAAAGUUAAGGAAGCUUAGGCCAAGCUUCAAGGAGGACGGGGGUUCUGUAACUGCUGGCAAUGCUUCUAGCAUAAGCGACGGAGCUGCUGCAUUAGUGCUAGUGAGUGGAGAGAAGGUGCUUCAGCUUGGAUUGCAAGUAAUAGCUAAGAUAAAGGGAUAUGCAGAUGCAGCUCAGGCACCUGAGUUAUUCACAACUGCUCCAGCUCUUGCAAUACCAAAAGCUAUAUCAAAUGCUGGUUUGGAGGCUUCUCAAAUUGAUUUUUAUGAAAUAAAUGAAGCCUUCUCUGUUGUAGUUCUUGCAAAUCAAAAGCUUCUCGGUCUUAAUCCUGAUAAAGUUAAUGUGCACGGUGGAGCUGUAUCAUUGGGACACCCAUUGGGUUGCAGUGGAGCUCGUAUCUUAGUAACAUUGUUAGGGGUCUUGAGACAAAAGAAGGGGAAGUAUGGGGUUGCAGCUAUCUGCAAUGGAGGAGGAGGGGCGUCUGCUCUUGUCUUUGAGCUCAUGCCAGUUUCCAGGGUUGGACUUUCUUCAUUAUGAGGAUGGCUGGAGAGCAAGAUGUGUAGUGAUUCUCACUGUAACCCAAAAAAAAAAAAAAAGUGUAGUGAUUCUGCUAAAGAAAGAAAUGUCUUUCUACUUUACAUCUUCGUGAAACACAAAAAGUGGGCUUCACUGAUAGCAUAUUCUAUAGAAUACUGAGGGUAAAUGAUAGAUUCCUUCUAAUCAAGUUGACAUGUACAUGAGAGCUGAAAUUCAAAUCUCUAGUUACUUGUUUAAGUAUAAGAGUGUCUAUAAUUUACAUCAACUUGAGUUGGUAAAUAAUUGAAAAGUCAUAUUGUAUUGUA